GAAGACUGACACUAUGAAGCUUUGACUUCAGAAACAGACAGUUGACAUACCAUAAAUAUUGAUUGGCCUUAAGUUGACUAGCAACCGUAGUCAAGAAACCUCACAGGAACUCUUUCUUCCCUGAUUAGCUUGUAUCACAAAAUCAAUCAUGUAUGGAAGCGCUCGGUCAGUUGGUAAAAUUGAGCCAAGCAACCAGAGUCCUGGGCGUUCACCAAGACUGCCACGAUCACCACGGCUGGGCCAUCGUCGAACCAACAGUACCGGAGGCAGCUCUGGAAGUAGUACUGGGGGUGGCAGUGGCAAAACGCUUUCUAUGGAAAAUAUCCAGUCCUUAAAUGCUGCCUAUGCCACUUCAGGCCCUAUGUACCUAAGUGACCAUGAGAAUGUGGGUGCAGACACGCCGAAAAGUACCAUGACUCUUGGCCGAUCUGGGGGGCGUCUGCCUUAUGGUGUAAGGAUGACUGCUAUGGGCAGCAGUCCCAACAUUGCCAGCAGUGGGGUUGCCAGUGAUACUAUUGCAUUUGGAGAGCAUCACCUUCCUCCUGUGAGCAUGGCGUCCACAGUGCCUCAUUCACUGCGGCAGGCUCGGGACAAUACUAUAAUGGACCUGCAGACACAGCUCAAAGAAGUGUUGCGGGAAAAUGAUCUGCUGCGCAAGGAUGUAGAGGUGAAAGAAAGCAAACUUAGUUCCUCCAUGAAUAGUAUCAAGACAUUCUGGAGUCCUGAGCUAAAGAAGGAAAGAGCCCUGAGGAAAGAUGAAGCAUCCAAGAUAACAAUUUGGAAGGAACAGUAUCGAGUUGUGCAAGAAGAAAGCCAGCAUAUGCAGAUGACAAUUCAGGCUCUUCAAGAUGAGCUGAGGAUCCAGAGGGACCUGAACCAGCUUUUCCAGCAAGACAGCAGCAGUAGACCUAAUGAGCCUUUUGUAGCAGAGCUUACAGAGGAAAACUUCCAGCGGCUUCACGCAGAGCAUGAGCGACAAGCUAAGGAACUCUUCUUGUUACGCAAAACUUUGGAAGAAAUGGAGCUGCGCAUUGAAACUCAAAAGCAAACCUUAAAUGCUCGUGAUGAGUCUAUCAAAAAGUUAUUGGAGAUGCUGCAGAGCAAAGGUCUGUCCGCAAAAGCCACAGAGGAGGAUCAUGAGAGGACCAGACGGUUGGCAGAGGCAGAGAUGCAUGUGCACCACCUGGAAACCUUACUGGAACAGAAGGAAAAGGAGAACAGCUUACUAAGAGAGGAGAUGCAUCGUCGCUUUGAAAAUGCUCCUGACUCAGCCAAGACUAAAGCUUUGCAGACGGUUAUAGAGAUGAAGGACUCUAAGAUCUCCUCCAUGGAACGUGGACUCAGAGACCUGGAGGAAGAGAUCCAGAUGUUGAAAUCGAACGGAGCACUCAGCACAGAAGAACGUGAGGAAGAAAUGAAACAAAUGGAAGUAUAUCGUAGCCAUUCCAAAUUCAUGAAAAACAAGGUAGAGCAACUGAAGGAAGAGCUAAAUGCCAAAGAGUCUCAAGGGGAGGAGCUGAAAAAGAGAGUGGCUGGUCUUCAGACUGAGAUUGGUCAAGUGAAACAGGAGCUCUCACGUAAAGACACUGAACUGCUGGCCUUACAAACAAAGUUGGAAACGCUCACAAACCAGUUUUCUGAUAGCAAACAACACAUCGAUGUGCUCAAAGAGUCCCUCACAGCUAAAGAGCAGAGAGCUGCUAUUCUGCAAACAGAGGUGGAUGCUCUGCGGUUACGUCUGGAAGAAAAGGAGACGAUGCUUAAUAAAAAGACUAAGCAGAUUCAGGAGAUGGCCGAGGAAAAAGGAACUCAAGCUGGAGAGAUUCAUGACCUCAAGGAUAUGCUAGAUGUGAAGGAACGCAAAGUGAACGUUCUUCAGAAAAAGAUUGAAAAUCUUCAGGAACAGUUAAGAGACAAGGAGAAACAGAUGAGCAGUUUAAAAGAGAGAGUAAAAUCCUUGCAGGCUGAUACCACCAACACUGACACUGCCUUGACCACACUGGAGGAAGCACUUGCUGAGAAGGAGCGGACUAUUGAGCGCCUGAAGGAGCAGCGUGACAGAGACGAGAGAGAGAAACAGGAGGAGAUUGACAACAAUAAGAAAGAUAUUAAGGACCUGAAGGAGAAAGUCAGCACGCUGCAAGGAGAUCUGACGGAGAAAGAGGCUUCCUUGCUGGAUUUGAAGGAGCAUGCCUCAUCUCUAGCAUCAUCAGGAUUGAAGAAAGACUCUCGGUUGAAGUCGCUUGAAAUUGCCUUGGAACAGAAAAAGGAGGAAUGUUUGAAACUGGAAUCUCAGCUGAAAAAGCAUCCUGAAGUCUUAUUGAGUCACCCAUCCAAGCCAGCUCACGAAGCAACAGUGGAAGCCAGGGCCAGUCCAGAGAUGAGUGACCGAUUUCAGCAGUUAGAGAGAGAAGUGGCACAGUAUCGGGAAGAAUCCACUAAGGCACAAGCAGAGGUGGAUCGUCUGCUGGAAAUCCUGAAGGAGAUGGAAAAUGAGAAAAAUGAUAAAGAUAAGAAGAUAGCAGAACUGGAAAGCCUCACCUCAAGGCAAAUUAAAGAUCAGAAUAAAAAGGUAGCGAAUCUGAAGCACAAAGAACAAGUGGAGAAAAAAAAGAGUGCACAGAUGUUGGAAGAAGCUCGGCGGCGGGAGGACAAUCUUAACGACAGCUCUCAGCAGCUGCAGGACAAUCUACAUAAGAAAGAUGAUCGGAUUGAGGAACUGGAAGAAGCACUGAGAGAGAGUGUGCAAAUAACAGCAGAGCGGGAAAUGGUACUGGCACAAGAAGAAUCAGCCAGGUCACAUGCUGAAAAACAGGUAGAAGAGCUGAUGAUGGCUAUGGAGAAAGUGAAACAAGAACUGGAAUCAAUGAAAUCAAAGCUCUCCUGUACCCAACAGUCUCUGGCUGAGAAAGAAACGCACUUGACCAACUUGCGGGCUGAGAGGAGGAAACAUUUGGAGGAGGUCCUAGAGAUGAAACAAGAAGCCCUUCUAGCUGCCAUUAGUGAAAAAGAUGCCAACAUUGCUUUGCUGGAGCUCUCUUCCUCUAAGAAAAAAACCCAAGAUGAAGUGGCUGCCCUAAAACGAGAGAAAGACCGCUUGGUGCAACAGCUAAAGCAACAGACACAAAAUCGCAUGAAAUUGAUGGCAGAUAACUAUGAUGAUGACCACCUCAAAUCGUCAUCUCAUUCCAACCAAACUAAUCAUAAACCCUCCCCAGAUCAGGUAAUUCAGCCUCUUUUAGAUCUUGAUCAGAAUCGCAGCAAGUUGAAGUUGUAUAUUGGACACUUGACAGCCCUGUGCCAUGACCGGGACCCCCUGAUUCUCCGUGGACUCACCCCACCUGCAUCCUACCACCUGGAUGACGACCGUGCAGCUUGGAAGAAGGAGCUGCAGAAGAUGACAAUGGAGCAGCUUCAUGACGAGCUGGAGAAAGGCGAGAGGGACAGUGCGGAGCUACAAGAGUUUGCCAAUGCCAUUCUACAGCAGAUAGCCGAUAACUGCCCUGACAUCUUGGAGCAAGUUGUCAAUGCGCUUGAGGAAUCUUCAUGAC
Euleptes europaea (tarantolino) is the source of this 3551-nucleotide messenger RNA. RefSeq names its product ELKS/RAB6-interacting/CAST family member 1 (gene ERC1). The transcript is spliced from 20 exons. Gene Ontology annotation, molecular function: structural constituent of presynaptic active zone. Gene Ontology annotation, biological process: neuromuscular synaptic transmission; regulation of synaptic plasticity; maintenance of presynaptic active zone structure. The record is from RefSeq and is a predicted model, not a curated record. Bases 149 to 3550 code for a protein of 1133 amino acids. Gene Ontology annotation, cellular component: cytoskeleton of presynaptic active zone. NCBI's taxonomy places the organism in Eukaryota, Metazoa, Chordata, Lepidosauria, Squamata, Sphaerodactylidae.